Messenger RNA from Acyrthosiphon pisum (pea aphid), 1164 nucleotides. RefSeq lists its product as uncharacterized. NCBI's taxonomy places the organism in Eukaryota, Metazoa, Arthropoda, Insecta, Hemiptera, Aphididae. Bases 294 to 647 code for a protein of 117 amino acids. The record is from RefSeq and is a predicted model, not a curated record. The transcript is spliced from 2 exons.
UGUCCAAUAGAAUUUAUAGUUUUAAGUUAGUAAUAUUGUUUUAUAAACAUAAUCAUAGGCGUGCGAAGACUUAAAUUUCUGGUCUAGCCUAGACAAUUAUAGUGCCCUAAUAUUUGGACAGCGCCCCUAUUUUUUUUUUAACAUAUCCACAUACAUGUUUUGAUGUAUUAACCUAUUAAUGUCUAUAGUACUAUAAAAAGCCUAUGAACAUAAUAUACAUAAUACCUAUUAUUAUAUUAUAUAACCCAAAAUAACCUAAUUUCUAUAAUGUACAUACAUCAAAUGUAUUAUUGAUGUUUAUUAUAAUAGGUAUUGUUGUUCAUCGAUUUCCCAAUCCUAGAACAGACUUUGUGAGAUUAAAAAAAUGGAUUGAUUUGGUUGGUUUGAACGAAAUGGAUCCAAAUGAUGUUUAUAAAAAGAAAUUUAUAUGCAAUAAUCAUUUUGAUGAACAGUGUUUUAGUCCUGGUACUAAGAGACUGAAUGCGAGGUCUUAUCCAACAUUACUAUUACCAGGUAGUACUAAUUCAAAACCUAGUCAACCUAGUGUUAAGGCUUCAAUAUCCAUACAUCAGAGCGAUGUUGUGAACCGGAUGAGAGACACUGUUGAUAGGCUUCGAAGUCGAACAAAUAACUCUUAUUCGAAUUGAUUAUAAUAUAAGUUUAUUAAAUAUAAAACAUAAAUCAAUCAAGAAUAGUUUCAAAUUAUUGAAACGGUACAAUUUAAGACAUAAAUAAUCAGCAUGGAUACCGUCAACUAGUAGCCUGCUAACUAUAGAGUGAUGAGCCUUUCGUUAGGGUCCCUGUUAUAUAGGUGCGUUAGUAUAAGGAAAAAGGUACCUACACGUACAUCCUUGCUACGUGUAGCCUUGCUUUUUUUAUGUAACAAAUAUCAUACUUUCCUUAUACCUAUUACGUUGUCUUUUAGAUAAUAAUUACUGCUGCCCAUCACGUAUCGGACACAUGCCGAACUGCGUGUGGCCUGUAGUAUUUGCAACACCUCCCCCACAAAACGAGGGAUUAUGAUUAAUAAGACCUCUAACUAUUGCUCAGAAUGCUGAUCUACUAGUAUCAUGAAAUCCAUCUUUUACGGGUAUUAUUAGUUUACAAAAAUUCUUAAUAUUACGUUAGUACAUUACAUUAUGUAUUAAAAUUUUUUUUCUUAUU